GCCGCCCCCCUCCCCCUCCUCCUCCUCCUCCUCCUCCUCCUCCUCCUCCCAAGCACCGCCGCCGCCACCGCCGUCGUUCCAGGACAAGACAAGAGGAGAAAGACCAUGUAUGAUAACUACAGAAAUCCUCAUCCUCCCGGGAUGCAGAUGCCCCCACCAAACACUCAGCCUGGCCCUUACGACAAUCCAUUGUAUGGCGCAAGCUCGGGUCUCAUCAAAACUGGGUUAGGAGUCUACGGGGAGAAGUUCCUCGGCUCAAGUUCAGAAUUCAUGCACAGCAAUAUCAGUAGGUACUUCUCCAACCCACAGUACUACUUCCAUGUGAAUGAUCAGUAUGUCAGGAACAAGUUGAAAGUCAUACUGUUUCCGUUCCUUCACAGGGGGCACUGGACACGGAUAAGCGAGCCUGUAGGUGGCCGGCUGUCGUACAAACCUCCAAUGUACGACAUAAAUGCGCCAGAUCUGUACAUCCCUUUCAUGGCGUUCGGUACCUUCAUAAUUCUCGCAGGCUUCACACUAGGCUUCAUGGGGAAGUUCACUCCAGAAGCGAUAAAUCUCCAGUUCACAAGAGGGCUGAUCGGAUGGGGCCUACAGAUCGUGUUCCUGAAGGGGCUCCUCUACUCGAUGGGCGGGGGUGAGGUGCCGCUGCUCGACCUGGUGGCCUACAGCGGGUACCUGUUUGCGGGGCUAUCACUAGCCAUCGUCGCUCGGCUCCUGUGGGCAUACUCGUACUACGUGAUGAUGCCGUGGAUGAGCCUGUGCAUGGGGAUCUUCCUGGUGAGGACGAUGAAGCGGGUGAUAUUCACGGAGAUGCGGGGCAGCGAGAGGCACUCGACGCGGCAGCACUACUUCCUGCUCUUCAUGGCCAUCGUGCAGUUCCCCCUCUUCUUCUGGCUCGGCAGCAUAGGCGCAUGAGACGGGUAGUCUUGUCUGUAAUUUUGGCACUAGAAAAAACAGCCACCUGUGAAGCUUAGGCGCAUUCGGUAUAGCAUAUCCAGUAGCCUGUGCAGGCUCUCUGAGCAUCAUCAUAUAUGUUUUAUUGACAGGGUUUUGUGUUUGGCUUUGUAUAAAGUUGUGAAUUUUGCAGUUGGUCACCAUUUUGUAGAAUGUUUGUUGGAAUAGUCUCAUUAGUUAUAUGCAUAUUUAUAGUUUCUGUUA
This is a messenger RNA of Hordeum vulgare subsp. vulgare (domesticated barley), 1158 nucleotides long. Its product is annotated as protein YIF1B-B-like. Gene Ontology annotation, biological process: endoplasmic reticulum to Golgi vesicle-mediated transport. Bases 106 to 915 code for a protein of 269 amino acids. The record is from RefSeq and is a predicted model, not a curated record. The transcript has 5 exons. Gene Ontology annotation, cellular component: endoplasmic reticulum membrane; Golgi membrane; endoplasmic reticulum-Golgi intermediate compartment. NCBI's taxonomy places the organism in Eukaryota, Viridiplantae, Streptophyta, Magnoliopsida, Poales, Poaceae.